CUAUGGAUAAGCAGUUUUCCUCGUUCUAUUUCCAGAAGGUUGAGUGAUUGACCAAAUUUGGUAAUUCGAUUAUUUAUUUUUCAGCAUUACCUCAUUCAACUACCUACAUAAAUUCACAAUGUCUGAAUUGUUUGCCCCCAACUGAACCAAUUUUAUAAGAAGGAUGUCGCCAACACCCAUGCCAAGUUUGAUUACUGGAUUAGGAUUAAACAUGGAAAAUAUGGUUUGUUCUCGUUGCAACGAGGGUUUUGAUCCUAAUGAGAAGAUAGUCAACUCAACAGGACAACUCUGGCACCCUCAAUGUUUUGUAUGUGCCCAAUGUUUCCAACAAUUUGAAGAUGGCAUAUUUUACGAGUUCGAUGAUAGGAAAUACUGCGAGAGGGAUUUUCAAGUUUUAUUCGCCCCUUGUUGUGGAAAGUGUGGAAGUUUCAUUAUUGGAAGGGUCAUCAAGGCCAUGAAUGCAUCUUGGCACCCGGAAUGCUUCUGUUGUGAAAUGUGUCACACCGAGUUGGCCGAUACUGGUUUCAUAAAGUAUGCUGGCAAGGCUUUAUGUCAUGAAUGCAAUGCAAAGUUGAAGGCGAAGGGUCUUGGUAAGCAUGUAUGCCAUAAGUGUCAUGGAAUAAUUGAUGAUCAACCUCUGAAAUUUCGAGGUGAAGUUUAUCAUCCAUACCAUUUUAAUUGCACUGCAUGUGGAGUCGAACUAGAUGCUACAGCAAGAGAAGUACGUAGCCGUCCUGGUUUUGCAGCCAAUGAAAUGAAUGAAUUAUACUGUCUGAGAUGUCAUGAUAAGAUGGGAAUUCCAAUUUGCGGAGCUUGCAGGAGACCAAUCGAAGAACGAGUGGUGACUGCAUUGGGAAAGCAUUGGCAUGUGGAGCAUUUUGCAUGUGCCAAGUGUGAAAAACCAUUCUUUGGUCACAGACACUAUGAAAAGAAGGGAUUAGCAUACUGUGAAACACAUUAUCACCAGCUCUUCGGGAAUCUUUGCCAUGUCUGCAAUCAAGUUAUCUCAGGAGAUGUUUUUACUGCAUUGAACAAAGCUUGGUGCGUUCAUCACUUUGCCUGCGCCGUUUGCGAUCAGAAAAUGAAUCAGAAGACCAAAUUUUAUGAAUGGGACCUUAAACCUGUUUGUAAGAAAUGUUUCGAGAAGUUUCCCAUGGAGUUACGUAAAAGAUUGAAAAGACAACAUGAUGCAUCUCCCAGAAAACCUGUUACACCAUCUUAAUCGAUAAAUUUUUCAAUCAUUUAUGGAAAAUUAAUGUAACUGCCAAGAUAAUUAGUCACUAUGAGAAUGAAAGCUUUUCUUAAUGCUUCUCAGAAUUUUCAGUUCAUGACUGAACUGAUUAAUUCUUAUAAUAAUUUCUGCUUCUGUUUUCUCGAAUCUCAUGCCUGAAAUGCAAAUUAUUAAAUUUUUAGUGGGCAUUAUCAAUUUGGUUGUCUCUCGCCAAAGAUUAUCAUGAUUUUUACGUCAGUCCUUGUGCUUUAUAUAAAAAAUAUGGAUAUUUUGAAUAAUGUCUAAUUGCUUAACGAGUUAAUGUUUAAAGCCUUGCAAAUAUAGUUGCAUAUUUGUGUUUUUACUGACAAUUAUCUUCGGAUUUUUCUAACCACAAUUGUUAGGAAAUUAUUAAAAAUCUGUGUAAGUCAAUGUUAGCCUUAUAACAGCUAGUUAAAGUCCAACGUGCCUUUCCAUUAAAUAAACUUUAUUAUGAAAAAUAUUUUAUGUAUUUUUGAAUUUAUAAAAUGUAUUUACCUAGAUUUUUUUCAAUAAAUGUAUAUUAAUUCAUA
Coccinella septempunctata (seven-spotted ladybird) is the source of this 1782-nucleotide messenger RNA. It is a transcript of the gene stck, whose product is annotated as LIM and senescent cell antigen-like-containing domain protein 1. Gene Ontology annotation, cellular component: cell-cell junction; cytoplasm; focal adhesion. The coding region runs from base 164 to 1222 and encodes 352 amino acids. Gene Ontology annotation, biological process: positive regulation of substrate adhesion-dependent cell spreading; cell-cell adhesion; positive regulation of integrin-mediated signaling pathway. The record is from RefSeq and is a predicted model, not a curated record. NCBI's taxonomy places the organism in Eukaryota, Metazoa, Arthropoda, Insecta, Coleoptera, Coccinellidae. The transcript is spliced from 2 exons.